CAGAAACACCCUCAACAACUAGAUCAGAAAAUCAACAGAAAAUGUCAUUGUUUACAACAAGAAAAUCAUCAACAUCAGAAGCAUCAACAACACAACCCUCAACUGCAAAACAAACUGUGGGAUCAACAAUGACUGAAGCAAACAAAGACAGAGGUUCACUGACUGCAUCAACAAGACAAACUGUGACCACACUGAGAAUUGUGACAAUAACAGAAUCAAAUCCGUCAACAACUGCAAAUCAAGCAUCUAUUACAAAUCAGACAUCUACUUCAAUGGUGAAUGUAAAGGCAAUAGGAUUGAUGACAACAUCGUCUACAUCUGUUACAUCUAAAACAGAAGGAACUGUACAGUUAACAUCUACACCUCCACCCCUUACAACAAGAUCCACAACAGGAACAGAAGCUGAAAUACCAACAUCAAAGAAAUCAGACAAAAUAUCAUCAACACAAAGCACCUCAGCGCUAAACCCUUUACAUGUAACAACUGAGACACAGACUGCAGCUACAGAAACAGGAUCAUCAACUACUUUCAAACAGGCUGUGUCAUCAACAUACAGUGAAUCAGUGUCUGAUCAUAACAGAAGUGUAUCAGAGUUAUUGCAAACAUUAACUCAAAACACAGAUAAAACAACACAAUCACAGAAUGAGCCCACAACAACACCACAACCUCUAAUUACUGGAUCAACAAGAAUUCAAGAAAACACAAACAGUGGAUCAGAUUCUUUCUCCACAAUCGACAGAAAACAAACUACUAAGACUGUGGAAACGGUGCCCAUUGCAACACAAACAGAUUCUAGAUCACCGACAAUCACCAAGAAAAUAUCGACAACAACUGCAAAGCAACCUGCUGGAUCUGUAACUCAAACAAGCACAGAAUCUGGAUCAAUCUCUGUGUCAGCAAGACUCUCAACACACAGCACACAACCUGCAGCAUCAAAAAUACUCAACAUAUCUGCAACAAUAGACUUGUCAUACAUAACUGAAACUCUCACUGUUGCAAAACAAACAAUGGCUGAUCAAAAUGAAAGGAGUCAAACUGUAAAUGAAUCUCUUCAAAGUUCAACACUGAAAUCAAAAACUCAGGAUAGACCUUCACCGUCUGCAGCAGACAAUUCAGGUUCAUCAACAUCAGCAGCUUUUCCAACAGAACAAUACAAAGCAAUUGGAUCAACAACAGUUCAAACAAACACAAAAAGUGAAUCAAUUCUCAUGUCAACAAGACUUAACACACAAAUGGCAGCAGAUGUUCAAACUGAAACAUCUAGUGUAUCUAAAAAUGAAACUCAAGCAUCCACCACAAAUACAGAUACAUCUACACAAAUGGUGAUGUCAAAGGCUACAAUCGCCAAACAAACAACAACAACAGUUCGAGAAAAAGAUGUCAGUGGACUGGUGUCUAUGUCACCUGAAACAGGAACCACUUCACUGUCAGUAAUAUCCUCUACAUCUGUUACAAGACAAUUCACCAAAUUAUCAAAUGCUACUCAAACAACAACUAAAACAGACAAAGGAACGUCAUUAAAAACUCCAGAGCCAAUAACAUUAAAUUUGACACCAACAUCUCAAACUAGAGCUGCAGAAAUAACCAAAACAACAGAAUUUGAGACUCUGCAUGAAAUGGAGUCAACAUCAAUAGCAUUAACAACACACCAGCCAACAGCUACAAAGCAUGCCACUGGAUCAGCAACAGGUCAAGUAACAACAUAUGGUGGAUCAGUGCCUUUGUCAACAAAGCAAACUGUAGGGUCUGGGACAACACUGCAUGCUGCAACACAAACACUAUCUAGUCUAUCUACAAAUGCAACUCCAAAGUCUACCACAGAUCAUGAGACUACAAAUAUAAUGGAGUCCAUGUUGACACAAGGUGGAUUAGUGUCUGGUCAGAAUGGAGGUGAAUCCAUGGAGUCCAUGGCAACAGCAAUAUCUCCUACCUCUCUAACUUUGACUGCAAGAACAUCUGUAAAAGCAACAUCUUUAACUCCAUCUAUGACAAUAAAACCUACAACAAAUACAGUAGAAAAGGCACAGUUACAAAACACCUCAGAAAAAAUUACUUUAAAUGUAAAAGGAGAGGCACAGACCACAGAUGAGCAAAUGACCAAAACACCAGCAAAAAUUGAAUCAUUCACUACUUCAAAAGAAACGAAGGGGUCAACUAAGGGUGGAUUAGUGGUUACACAAACACAAACAAUAAACACUGUUUAUGGACAGCAACAAAUAUCAACACAAAUUUCAACCUUGAGAACUCCAUCAGUGGAUUCACAGGAAACAUCAUCAUCUGCAGUGACCAAGUCAGAGAAGCCAACAACAUCAGCGCCACUGACAACACAACAAACUGCUGGAACUACAACAACUAACGGAAACACAGGCAGCAGAUUGGACUCUGUGUCAUCCAGACCCACAACCCAAACAGCAGAGUCUGAUAAACAUGCUAACUCAAAUUCAAUAACGACUUCAGCUUCGUCUGCAACUUCUACAACUGGUGCAAAUGGAAAGUCUACAGUAUCGACUCUAUCUGCAUCAAGAAGACUAACCAGCUCUGUGGUAGCAAAUACCCAAGAAUAUACAGAAAAUACAAAAUUGCCAACAUUUUCAAGACAAAGUACACAAAAUGUAACAACCAAAAUUCAAACACCAGAAAAAGAAACAAGCAUAACACCUGAAACAACUAAAGCUGACACUCAGGAUGAAACAAAAACCUUAGCAGAAGAAACAACAGAAGCAUCCUCAACAACUAGAUCAGAAAAUCAACAGAAAAUGUCAUUGUUUACAACAAGAAAAUCAUCAACAUCAGAAGCAUCAACAACACAACCCUCAACUGCAAAACAAACUGUGGGAUCAACAAUGACUGAAGCAAACAAAGACAGAGGUUCACUGACUGCAUCAACAAGACAAACUGUGACCACACGGAGAAUUGUGACAAUAACAGAAUCAAAUCCGUCAACAACUGCAAAUCAAGCAUCUAUUACAAAUCAGACAUCUACUUCAAUGGUGAAUGUAAAGGCAACAGGAUUGAUGACAACAUCGUCUACAUCUGUUACAUCUAAAACAGAAGGAACUGUACAGUUAACAUCUUCACCUCCACCCCUUACAACAAGAUCCACAACAGGAACAGAAGCUGAAAUACCAACAUCAAAGAAAUCAGACAAAAUAUCAUCAACACAAAGCACCUCAGCGCUAAACCCUUUACAUGUAACAACUGAGACACAGACUGCAGCUACAGAAACAGGAUCAUCAACUGCUUUCAAACAGGCUGUGUCAUCAACAUACAGUGAAUCAGUGUCUGAUCAUAACAGAAGUGUAUCAGAGUUAUUGCAAACAUUAACUCAAAACACAGAUAAAACAACACAAUCACAGAAUGAGCCCACAACAACACCACAACCUCUAAUUACUGGAUCAACAAGAAUUCAAGAAAACACAAACAGUGGAUCAGAUUCUUUCUCCACAAUCGACAGAAAACAAACUACUAAGACUGUGGAAACGGUGCCCAUUGCAACACAAACAGAUUCUAGAUCACCGACAAUCAUCAAGAAAAUAUCGACCACAACUGCAAAGCAACCUGCUGGAUCUGUAACUCAAACAAGCACAGAAUCUGGAUCAAUCUCUGUGUCAGCAAGACUCUCAACACACAGCACACAACCUGCAGCAUCAAAAAUACUCAACAUAUCUGCAACAAUAGACUUGUCAUACAUAACUGAAACUCUCACUGUUGCAAAACAAACAAUGGCUGAUCAAAAUGAAAGGAGUCAAACUGUAAAUGAAUCUCUUCAAAGUUCAACACUGAAAUCAAAAACUCAGGAUAGACCUUCACCGUCUGCAGCAGACAAUUCAGGUUCAUCAACAUCAGCAGCUUUUCCAACAGAACAACACAAAGCAAUUGGAUCAACAACAGUCCAAACAAACACAAAAAGUGAAUCAAUUCUCAUGUCAACAAGACUUAACACACAAAUGGCAGCAGAUGUUCAAACUGAAACAUCUAGUGUAUCUAAAAAUGAAACUCAAGCAUCCACCACAAAUACAGAUACAUCUACACAAAUGGUGAUGUCAAAGGCUACAACCGCCAAACAAAUAACAACAACAACAACAACAACAACAAUUCGAGGAAAAGAUGUCAGUGGACUGGUGUCUAUGUCACCUGAAACAGGAACCACUUCACUGUCAGUAAUAUCCUCUACAUCUGUUACAAGACAAUUCACCAAAUUAUCAAAUGCUACUCAAACAACAACUAAAACAGACAAAGGAACGUCAUUAAAAACUCCAGAGCCAAUAACAUUAAAUUUGACACCAACAACUCAAACUAGAGCUGCAGAAAUAACCAAAACAACAGAAUUUGAGACUCUGCAUGAAAUGGAGUCAACAUCAAUAGCAUUAACAACACACCAGCCAACAGCUACAAAGCAUGCCACUGGAUCAGCAACAGGUCAAGUAACAACAUAUGGUGGAUCAGUGCCUAUGUCAACAAAGCAAACUGUAGGGUCUGGGACAACACUGCAUGCUGCAACACAAACACUAUCUAGUCUAUCUACAAAUGCAACUCCAAAGUCUACCACAGAUCAUGAGACUACAAAUAUAAUGGAGUCCAUGUUGACACAAGGUGGAUUAGUGUCUGGUCAGAAUGGAGGUGAAUUCAUGGAGUCCAUGGCAACAGCAAUAUCUCCUACCUCUCUAACUUCGACUGCAAGAACAUCUGUAAAAGCAACAUCUUUAACUCCAUCUAUGACAAUAAAACCUACAACAAAUACAGUAGAAAAGGCACAGUUACAAAACACCUCAGAAAAAAUUACUUUAAAUGUAAAAGGAGAGGCACAGACCACAGAUGAGCAAAUGACCAAAACACCAGCAAAAAUUGAAUCAUUCACUACUUCAAAAGAAACGAAGGGGUCAACUAAGGGUGGAUUAGUGGUUACACAAACACAAACAAUAAACACUGUUUAUGGACAGCAACAAAUAUCAACACAAAUUUCAACCUUGAGAACUCCAUCAGUGGAUUCACAGGAAACAUCAUCAUCUGCAGUGACCAAGUCAGAGAAGCCAACAACAUCAGCGCCACUGACAACACAACAAACUGCUGGAACUACAACAACUAACGGAAACACAGACAGCAGAUUGGACUCUGUGUCAUCCAGACCCACAACCCAAACAGCAGAGUCUGAUAAACAUGCUAACUCAAAUUCAAUAACGACUUCAGCUUCGUCUGCAACUUCUACAACUGGUGCAAAUGGAAAGUCUACAGUAUCGACUCUAUCUGCAUCAAGAAGACUAACCAGCUCUGUGGUAGCAAAUACCCAAGAAUAUACAGAAAAUACAAAAUUGCCAACAUUUUCAAGACAAAGUACACAAAAUGUAACAACCAAAAUUCAAACACCAGAAAAAGAAACAAGCAUAACACCUGAAACAACUAAAGCUGACACUCAGGAUGAAACAAAAACCUUAGCAGAAGAAACAACAGAAGCAUCCUCAACAACUAGAUCAGAAAAUCAACAGAAAAUGUCAUUGUUUACAACAAGAAAAUCAUCAACAUCAGAAGCAUCAACAACACAACCCUCAACUGCAAAACAAACUGUGGGAUCAACAAUGACUGAAGCAAACAAAGACAGAGGUUCACUGACUGCAUCAACAAGACAAACUGUGACCACACUGAGAAUUGUGACAAUAACAGAAUCAAAUCCGUCAACAACUGCAAAUCAAGCAUCUAUUACAAAUCAGACAUCUACUUCAAUGGUGAAUGUAAAGGCAAUAGGAUUGAUGACAACAUCGUCUACAUCUGUUACAUCUAAAACAGAAGGUACUGUGCAGUUAACAUCUACACCUCCACCCCUUACAACAAGAUCCACAACAGGAACAGAAGCUGAAAUACCAACAUCAAAGAAAUCAGACAAAAUAUCAUCUGUCUCUACACAAAGCACCUCAGCGCUAAACCCUUUACAUGUAACAACUGAGACACAGACUGCAGCUGCAGAAACAGGAUCAUCAACUGCUUUCAAACAGGCUGUGGUAUCUACAUACAGUGAAUCAGUGUCUGAUCAUAACAGAAAUAAAUCAACUUCAUUGCAAACAUCGUCUCAAAAGACAGGUGGAGCAAAUGAAUCAGAGGAUCAGACUAAAGAUGCAUCACCUGCAACGAACAAAUCAGAGAUUCCAAAAACACAACAACCUCCAAUUAUUGGAUCAAUAACAGUUCAAGAAAACACAAAAAGUAAAUCAAUAUCCCUGUCUACAUUUGACAGGAGACAAACAGAGCACAAUGGCACACAAACAAAUUAUACUCCACCAACGACCAUCAAUCAAAUGUCUAUCACAACUGCAAAGCAUCCUGUUGGAUCUACAACAACUCAAGGAAGCGUAGACUCUGGGUCAAUCUAUAUGUCAGCUAAAAAAUCAAGCAUAACACCUGCAACAACUAAAUCAAACACUCAGGAUAAAGCAACAUCAUCCGCAACAACCAAAUCACAGACUACAACGACAGCAGCAAUUACAGGAAAACAACCCACAACUACAAAGCAAACCGUGAGUUCAGCAACAACAGCUUCGUCGAGGACUUCGACAAUCACAGCACAUGCAGUGACAAACACAAAUUAUGACACCUCAUUAACAACCGGACAGAUAUCACCCACAGCUUCAACACAAAGCAUUGGAUUAUCAAACCAGUCACCAACACAAGUUAUAGAGAAGACUACAGGGAAACAAGAGGCAGGACGAACAACGGGACAUAUGGGAACUACAGUGAACACCACACCACACACCACAGCAUCUUUAGUUACAUCUCCUCAAGAAACGACACAAACAGCUGCACACACAAUUACCCCUGAGGAGGAACCAGAGACUGCAUCAGCAGCAUGGACAGCGGAUCAGUACUCAUCCACACUGCAAAGUUUAGAAUCUUCCAGUUCGCAACAACCUCAAAGUGUCUCAUUGGUCCCAGUUAGCACAUUAAGAAGCACUUCAGCUUCAGUCCCAGCGCAGAGUUCAUCCCAUUCCACAACAGAAGAAGCUCAUUCAAGUACUUCCCCUCAGGUUAACGGGACUACAAAUAUGGAGAAGGCUACAGUAAAAUCCACAGCAGCUGAGUAUGGAAGUGCAGAUACAACAGACUCCAAGUUAUACACAUCAUCAGCUAACAUCAGGCAUGCAAACACAACACAACUGGAAUACGAUGCAAGCCCUUUGCCUGUUUCUCGAAACAGGACUGUGUUUUUCAAAUACAGUCCUAGGGUUGUUAUUGUGAAGCCUUUAGUCUUUGAUUAUCCAGUUGUGGAGCGCAUCACGUUUUUAUCAAAUGAUACAGACAAAAUUGAUGGAAUGACAAACUAAAUAGUAACAAGGUUUGCCAAUGGUACAAGAUGAUGAAAACAACAUGGCAAAUUACUUGUUAAAGCAUUUGUCACAUGUUGAUGUAAAAUAAUUUUUGGGAUAAAAUUUUAUUGGGGCGGUUUCUUACAAUCUCUUUUGUUCUGUUGAGAUGUUGCGACUGUUUGGGAUUUUAAAAUUAGUUCAAAAGAGCAACCUAAAUCUGGAGAGCCAAUAGGUACACUCGAAAUAAAACUUGAUGUGGGCAUUUUACAACAUGUAGGCCACAUCCAGCUCUGUAGUUGCUCAAGACUGGCCUGCAGUGGUUAAUAGAUCUGCAAAAAUGCAAUAAAUAAAAUAAAUAAAGUUUAUUUUGUACUGAAGUCCAACUAUGUGUAUUAUUUGGAGAAUCCAAUCCUUAUUUCACUUUUGUCUCUGUCUGCUACAACAGCGUCCGGUAUGUGCCAAUGUUCAUUUUGCUACCAAAUGUAAAGUUUCUUCUAUGUAAUUACUGCACACAUACCAUCAUCACAACAUGAGUGUUAAUACUAAUAAUAUUUCAAUUGUCACGAAUGCGCACACUGCAUAUGACAUUCAGCCUGA
Messenger RNA from Xiphophorus hellerii (green swordtail), 7889 nucleotides. RefSeq names its product serine-rich adhesin for platelets-like. The transcript has 2 exons. NCBI's taxonomy places the organism in Eukaryota, Metazoa, Chordata, Actinopteri, Cyprinodontiformes, Poeciliidae. The record is from RefSeq and is a predicted model, not a curated record. Bases 42 to 7310 code for a protein of 2422 amino acids.